Messenger RNA from Pipistrellus nathusii (Nathusius's pipistrelle), 3288 nucleotides. The record is from the annotation of a GenBank genome assembly. Lineage: Eukaryota; Metazoa; Chordata; Mammalia; Chiroptera; Vespertilionidae.
AUGAGCUGGUUCAACGCGUCGCAGCUCUCCAGCUUCGCCAAGCAGGCCCUGUCCCAGGCGCAGAAGUCCAUCGACCGGGUCCUGGACAUCCAGGAGGAGGAGCCGGGCGCCUGGGCCGACACCAUCCCCUACGGGGAUCCGGGAAUAGGUUCCCCUGUCAGUGGAGGAUGGGAUACUUCAACCUGGGGAGGAAAAUCAAACGCAGAGCCUCAGAGUCAGCCCGCAGCCUCUCCUAAAGCAAUCACAAAGCCAGUGCGGAGAACGGUGGUAGAUGAGUCGGAAAGUUUCUUCAGCGCCUUUCUCUCGCCAGUGGAUGUCCAGCCCAUUCAGAAGAGUCCGGUGGUAUCCAAGCCGCCAGCUAAGUCACAGAGACCAGAAGAAGAAGUGAAAAGCACCUUACAGGAAACCGUGCACCCUGGAGGGUCAAGGACACCUGAAACAACGGAGUCAGAAGUGACAGACUCUCUUCCCUGUGUGUCCCCAGGGGAGACUCUGGCAGCAGCCACUCUGCCACCGAAAACUGAAGGCGAGCAUGGAGAAACCGGUAAUAAAGAUUCUGACAUGAAGGUGUCAACCACAAGUUUGCAAGAAUCUGAGAAUGUGAUUAAUGUGAAAACAACCGGGGAAAGUGUAUCUGCCGUGUCUACGCAGUCUCUCACGACAGAAACGAAGGACAUAGCUUCAGAAGUGAAGGAACAGAAACACGAAGACAGACAGAGCAAUACACCCUCUCCUCCCGUUAGUACCUUCUCAUCGGGUACUUCUACAACCAGCGAUAUUGAAGUUUUAGAUCAUGAAAGUGUGAUAAGUGAGAGCUCAGCAAGUUCGAGACAAGAGGCUACAGAUUCCAAAUCAAGUCUUCACUUGAUGCAGACAUCUUUUCAGCUUCUCUCAGCAUCUGCUUGUCCUGAAUAUAAUCGUCUAGACGACUUCCCCAAACUCACUGAGAGUUGCUGCUCAUCUGAUGCUUUUGAAAGAAUAGACUCGUUUAGUGUACAGUCAUUAGAUAGCCGGAGUGUAAGUGAAAUUAAUUCAGACGACGAACUGUCAGGGAAGGGUUAUGCUUUAGUACCUAUUAUAGUUAAUCCUUCAACCCCAAAGACAAAACUUGUUGAAGCUGUUGAAGGAAAAUCUGAGGAAGAAGUAAAUGAAACAUUAAUUAUACCCUCUGAGGAAACAGAAAUGGAAGAAAGUGGACGGAGUGCAACUCCUGUGAACUGUGAACAGCCUGAUUCCUUGGUUUCUUCUACACCAAUAAAUGAAGGACACACUGUCUUAGACAAGGUGGCUGAGCAGUGUGAAGCUGCAGCAAGUCAACCAGAAGCACUUACUGAAAAGGAGGAUAUUUCCAAGAAAGUUGAAUUUCUGAAUGAGAAACUGGACAAAAGGGAGGCGCAGUUAUUAUCUCUUAGUAAAGAAAAAGCACUUCUAGAAGAAGCUUAUGAUAAUCUGAAAGAUGAAAUGUUCAGAGUGAAAGAAGAAAGCAGCAGCAUUUCUUCCUUGAAAGAUGAGUUUGCACAAAGAAUUGCAGAAGCAGAAAAGAAAGUUCAGCUAGCCUGCAAAGAGAGAGAUGCUGCUAAAAAGGAAAUCAAAAAUAUGAAAGAAGAACUUGCGACUAGAUUAAAUUGUAGUGAAACUUCAGACCUUUUGAAAGAGAAAGAUGAGCAGAUCCGAGGAUUAUUGGAAGAAGGAGAAAAACUUUCAAAACAGCAACUACAGAGUUCUACCAUCAUUAAGAAAUUAAGAGCUAAAGACAAAGAAAAUGAAAAUAUUAUUGCAAAGCUGAAGAAAAAAGGUAAAGAGCUAGAAGAAGAGUUGCAUCAUUUGAAACAGGUCCUUGAUGGUAAAGAAGAAGUUGAGAAACAACAUAGAGAAAAUAUUAAAAAACUAAAUUCUGUGGUCGAACGUCAAGAGAAAGAUCUUGGCCAACUUCAAGUGGGUAUGAAUGAACUUGAAGAAAAGAACCGAAGUAUUCAGGCCGCUCUUGACAGUGCAUACAAAGAACUUACUGAUCUCCAUAAAGCCAAUGCUGCAAAGGCUAGUGAGGCACAGGAAGCUGCUCUGAGUCACGAGAUGAAAGCUAAAGAAGAACUUUCUGCAGCACUAGAGAAGGUGCAGGAAGAAACCCGUCAGCAGCAAGAAGCACUGGCUAUUCAGGUGGGAGACCUGAGGCUGGCCCUGCAGCGUGCGGAACAAGCAGCUGCCAGGAAGGAGGAUUAUUUGCGCCACGAGAUCAGUGAGCUCCAGCAGAGACUCCAGGAAGCCGAGAAUCGAAACCAGGAACUGAGUCAAAGUGUUUCAUCAACGACAAGACCAUUGCUUCGACAGAUAGAAAAUUUGCAGGCAACACUAGGGUCCCAGACGUCGUCGUGGGAGAAGCUGGAGAAGAACCUCUCUGACAGGCUGGGUGAAUCGCAGACCUUGUUGGCAGCAGCCGUUGAAAGAGAACGUGCGGCUACAGAAGAACUCCUUGCCAACAAAAUUCAGCUGUCUUCCAUGGAGUCACAGAAUUCUCUCUUAAGACAGGAAAACAGUAGAUUUCAGGCCCAGCUAGAAUCAGAGAAAAAUAGGCUAAGAAAACUGGAAGAUGAAAAAAAUAGGUACCAGGUUGAAUUAGAAAACGUAAAAGAUGAUUAUGUGAAAACACUUGAAGAGACAAGGAAAGAAAAGACACUGUUGAACAGUCAGUUGGAAAUGGAGAAAAUGAAAGUUGAACAAGAAAGGAAGAAAGCCGUUUUUACUCAAGAAGCAAUAAAAGAAAAGGAACGAAAACCGUUUUCUGUUUCUAGCACGCCCACGCUGUCACGAUCAAGUUCAAUAAGUGGAGUUGAGAUGGCAGGGCUGCAAACAUCUUUCCUGUCUCAGGAUGAGCCUCCUGAUCUCUCACUGGGACCGAUGUCUGUAUCAGCAAACGGAAGCAAUCUUUAUGAGGCUGUAAGGAUGGGGGCAGGAUCCAGCAUUAUUGAAAACCUACAGUCUCAGCUGCAACUAAGGGAAGGAGAAAUUGCUCAUUUACAGGUAGAAAUUGGCAGUCUAGAAAAAACACGGUCCAUAAUGGCUGAAGAGCUAGUUAAAUUAACAAAUCAAAAUGAUGAACUGGAAGAGAAAGUGAAGGAGAUACCCAAACUUCGAACUCAACUACGAGAUUUGGAUCAGAGAUACAACACUAUUUUGCAGAUGUACGGAGAAAAAGCAGAAGAGGCAGAAGAACUUCGAUUAGAUCUUGAAGAUGUAAAAAAUAUGUAUAAGACUCAAAUAGACGAACUUUUAAGACAGAGGCUCAGUUAA